AUGGACAUAAUUAUUUAUCCUAACCCAAUUCCACAAGAACUUGCUAAAAUAAUUACAAAAGCAUGGAAUCAUGAACCUUCUCAACGUCCAAAGGUCAUGGAGAUGCUAUCAGAUGUCAAGAACCUUUAUGAUCAUUAUGCUCCUAAGGGGACUUCUCCAAAAGUAUGUCCUAAAGGUAAUAGUGAUGAUAUUCCUGGUUUUGAUCUUACAUCAGCAAUAAACAACAAUCAAAGAUCAAAUAACAACAAUAGAGAAAGUACUUAUUUACCUGAAGAUUGUGAAACACUUACUUUGGAUAAUAUUACUACCAUCCCUAAAAAUACAAAAAUAUACAGAAACAUAUAG
Molecule: messenger RNA, 345 nt
Organism: Cetraspora pellucida
Lineage: Eukaryota; Fungi; Glomeromycota; Glomeromycetes; Diversisporales; Gigasporaceae
Source: the annotation of a GenBank genome assembly